AAGCUCCCCCAAAACCUGAGGAGAGCCCCGCGGAGGCGUUCGGAGACUCGUCGCUCUUCGCUCGCUGGGGACAGGAGCUGAGCCCCGAGGAGAGACGUGUGGCAUUCAAACAGUUCCAGUACUAUGGCUACAACGCCUACCUGAGCGACAGGCUGCCCCUGGCCAGGGCCCUGCCCGACCUGCGGCCCAGCGGGUGCAGGAACCUGACGUUCCCCGACAGCCUCCCUGAGGUCAGCAUCGUGUUCAUCUUUGUGAACGAAGCUCUCUCGGUGAUCCUGCGCUCCAUCCGUUCCGCCAUCGACCGCACUCCUGCUCACCUGCUCAAGGAGAUCAUUUUAGUGGAUGACAACAGCAACAAUGAGGAGCUGAAGGAGAAGCUGCAGCAGUAUGUUGAGGAGGUGAAUGCACACAGACCUGGUUUCAUCAAGGUGGUUCGGCACAGCAGGCAGGAGGGGCUGAUCCGCUCCCGCGUGAGCGGCUGGAGAGCAGCCACGGCGCCCGUGGUCGCUCUCUUCGAUGCCCACGUGGAGUUCAAUGUGGGAUGGGCUGAACCAGUGCUCGCUAGGAUAAAAGAAAACAGAAAAAGAGUAAUUUGUCCUUCGUUUGAUAACAUUAAGUAUGACAAUUUUGAAAUCGAGGAGUAUCCUCUCUCAGCACAGGGGUUUGACUGGGAGCUGUGGUGCCGAUACCUGAACCCUCCCCAGUCAUGGUGGAAACUGGAGAACACAACUGCUCCAAUAAGAAGUCCUGCAUUGAUUGGAUGCUUCAUAGUAGACAGAGAAUAUUUCCAAGAGAUUGGAUUGCUGGAUGAAGGCAUGGAAGUAUAUGGAGGAGAGAACGUGGAGCUCGGAAUCAGGGUCUGGCAGUGUGGAGGCAGUGUUGAAGUGCUGCCUUGCUCCAGGGUUGCCCACAUUGAAAGGGCACACAAGCCAUACACAGAGGAUCUAACUGCUCACGUCCGGAGAAACGCACUGAGGGUGGCUGAGGUCUGGAUGGAUGAGUUUAAGAGCCACGUCUAUAUGGCAUGGAACAUACCCCAGGAGGACUCUGGCAUCGACAUCGGGGACAUUGCGGAGCGAAAGGCCUUGAGGAAGAAGCUGCAGUGCAAAACCUUCCGCUGGUAUCUCGUCAACGUGUACCCAGAGAUGAGGAUGUACUCGGACAUCGUUGCCUAUGGGGUGCUGCAGAAUUCCAUGAAGAGUGAUUUGUGCCUUGAUCAAGGGCCAGACACAGAUAAUAUCCCAAUCAUGUACCUCUGCCAUGGAAUGACCCCACAGAAUGUUUAUUACACGAGCAGCCAGGAGCUCCACGUGGGGGUGCUGAGCCCCACGGUCGACGACAACGACAACCGCUGCCUGGUGGAUGUCAACAGCAGGCCCAGGCUCAUCGAAUGCAGCUAUGCCAAAGCCAAGAGAAUGAAGCUUUACUGGCAAUUUACUCAGGGAGGUCCUAUCCAGAACCGAAAAUCCAAGCGCUGCCUGGAGCUGCAGGAGAACAGUGAAAACGAGUUUGGAUUUCAGCUGGUCCUUCAGAAAUGCACUGGGCAGCGCUGGUCUAUCACAAAUGUCCUGAGAAACUUGCCAACGUAGCAGACUAGAUUUUGUACCCAUUUCUUCUGCUACCGUGUAGCAAAUCCUGCAUUGGCGCCUGCUGUACUGGAUCCCUCUUGCUCCCCAUCCCUCCCAUCCCUCCCCUCCUCCUUUUUGUCUGAUUUGAUUUUGUGAGUGUGUAGAAAUUGGGUUUGUGGGCUGAAAUCAAGACAUUUUUAAUUCUCGAUGAUGUUUUCACAGCAUUUAUAGAGACAUUGAGUGAGAGGUGAUGGGUAGGCUAUCCUAAAAUAUUUUACAGCUGUAAAUAGGGAACAAAUGGAGAAUAUUUAUAACUCAAAAUUUUAUUGAAUAAAAAAGUCCAAACGCUAUUAC
This is a messenger RNA of Acanthisitta chloris (rifleman), 1922 nucleotides long. RefSeq names its product polypeptide N-acetylgalactosaminyltransferase 18 (gene GALNT18). The transcript is spliced from 10 exons. The record is from RefSeq and is a predicted model, not a curated record. The annotation marks the transcript as partial. Gene Ontology annotation, cellular component: Golgi apparatus. Lineage: Eukaryota; Metazoa; Chordata; Aves; Passeriformes; Acanthisittidae.